AUGGAACAGCUACCCCCCGCCGGCAACACCACCAACACCAGCGUAGGAAAUUGUUGUAUAGCCCUAGCCUCCGUCCUCGGCAACAAAGUCUCCUUCCCAAACACCCAGCCCUACAACGACUCCAUCAGCACCUACUUCUCCCAGCAAAACUCCAACCUCCACCCCGUUUGCAUUAUCUCCCCAACAACAGCAGAGGACGUCGCCACCGCCAUCAACACAAUAACCUCAACUGUCGAAACCACCAACUUCGCCAUCCGCUCGGGCGGCCACGCCUCCUUCACCGGCGCAUCCAACAUCGCAAACGGAGUCACCCUCGACCUCCGCGGCCUGGACAGCAUAACUGUGAGUCCCGAUCGUACGACCGCUUCUAUCGGCGUCGGCGCAACCUGGGGCGAUGUCUACUCCCACCUCGACCCAUUGGACCUCUCCGUCGCAGGCGGACGCGCAGCACAGGUGGGGGUGGGUGGCCUAACAACCGGCGGGGGAAUCUCGUAUUUCUCCCCGCGGUACGGCUGGACAUGCGACACGGUGGCUAACUUCGAGGUCGUCCUCGCCAACGGCACGAUCGUCAACGCCAACGAGCAUGAGAACCCGGAACUGAUGGUUGCGCUGCGCGGCGGAUCGAGUAACUUCGGGGUUGUCACGCGCGUAGACCUGAAGGCGUUCGAACAAGGUGCUAUCUGGGGAGGAAGCGUUUACCAUUCCGUCGAUACCUAUCAGCAGAACCUCGAGGCGUUUGCGGGGGUAAACUCCGCAGACGGGUACGAUGAGUUUGCGUCGCUGAUCACCAGCUUUGGGUUCUCGGCACAGGGCAAGGCCGUGGUGAAUAGUAUUGUGUAUACGAAGGCGGAGGAGAAUCCGGCCGUUUUUCGCCUGUUUAUGAACAUCCCCAAGCUGUUGAGUACCGUCAGGAUCGCGAGCAUGCAUGAGAUUGCAAUGGAGCAGGGGUCGUUCUCAAAGGUUGGGAAGCGGCAGAUGAGUGUGGUUACCACUCAUGGGUCUACUCUGCCUAUGCUGGAGGCGGUUUACCAGCGUUGGGAUUCUAGUCUUGCGGGUGUUGAAGAUAUUCCGGGUAUGGUGUGGGCGAUUUCUCUGGAGCCGUUGCCGUCGGCUAUCUAUGCCCGUAAUGCCUCGAAGAAUGCAUUGGGCCUGGAUGAUGUGUCUGGUUCGCUGGUGGUGACUCUGCUCAGUGCAACUUGGGACAAUGAGUCGGACGAUGAGAAAGUGGAGAAAGCCGCGCGUGAGCUUUUCGAUAAUAUUGAUGACGACGCGCGCAAGUUGGGUGUCUACGAGCCAUUCGUGUACCUCAACUACGCAGCGCCGUGGCAGGAUCCAAUCACCAGCUAUAAGAGCAAGAACGUUGAGCUUCUAAAGCGUGUAAGUCAGGACGUCGAUCCGAAGAGGCUGUUUCAGACAGCUGUACCUGGAGGAUUCAAACUACCGAACAAACAUCACCUUCCACCACAUGACCAGCCGCUGAGAAUCCAUAUCGAAGGACCCCUGGUCGCCAUCCAAAAGCUUCUACCGGAUAUCCUGUGGCAUCUGAGUCUUCUCGACCGCACAUUCCCACAGCCAGCAGGCCCGGAACUAGCCCGGUUGACGUACCAACAGAUAUACGGACGGGAUACAUGUCCGGAAGUCGCGGGCGAUCUGGUGGUAAGGGAUGAGUAUUUGAGAUGGAUGGCAGAGAAGUACCCGGAUCAGUUGAUUGACUAUUAUGGUGUCACAUUUGAUUAUCUUGUCCCAGUGGAUGAGCCCAACCCGGAGGUGCUACAGAUUAACAUUAUUGAGAUUGAGGAUGAUAACGGUGUGGAUGCAAAUACGGGCCUUUUAUUCGCGGUCGACCCGGUUGAUUAUGUUGGGAACAAGGUCCUGGCCGUGUCGAGAUGUUGCCAGAUGAGAAAGGGCACACAGCAUCGCUGGCGGGUGAAUGCACUGGUGGACCAGAGGGUCCACGGCGGAGAGAAUUUGAAGGGAAUGGAAGAAUUGGAGAAACAUUAA
Messenger RNA from Aspergillus bombycis, 2001 nucleotides. RefSeq names its product FAD-binding oxidoreductase. The record is from RefSeq and is a predicted model, not a curated record. NCBI's taxonomy places the organism in Eukaryota, Fungi, Ascomycota, Eurotiomycetes, Eurotiales, Aspergillaceae. The transcript has 5 exons. The coding region runs from base 1 to 2001 and encodes 666 amino acids. Gene Ontology annotation, molecular function: FAD binding.